This is a messenger RNA of Periophthalmus magnuspinnatus, 2117 nucleotides long. RefSeq names its product zinc finger protein Eos-like. Gene Ontology annotation, molecular function: DNA-binding transcription factor activity; RNA polymerase II cis-regulatory region sequence-specific DNA binding. The transcript has 9 exons. The record is from RefSeq and is a predicted model, not a curated record. Gene Ontology annotation, biological process: regulation of transcription by RNA polymerase II. Lineage: Eukaryota; Metazoa; Chordata; Actinopteri; Gobiiformes; Gobiidae. The coding region runs from base 284 to 1930 and encodes 548 amino acids.
GGGCAUUUACAUGACAACACAUUUCUUCUCCUCUGGGGGCGCAUUUCCAUCCGCCUUCUCCAUCUCUAAAAUAAUCCGUUUGAAAACCUCCACUGCGGUCUGUAUCAUUGAAAAGAGCAAAGGAUUAUCAGGGAACUACCGGAAACUCCUGAGAAAUGUUGUCGUCAAAACCUGACAGAUGAAAUUUUGGAAAAGUCUCUCUUUAAAAGGCGGCCGAGGCUAAACGAAGAUAAUACGCCCAUGACUACAUCCCAUCUCUUUAAAUAAGAGGAAUCUACCUAGUAUGGACACUGAUGGCUGCAAUGGACAAUCUUUUACAUCAGCAGGUGGAGAUUCUUCAAUUGAAAGAGAUUUUUCUGAGGCACUUGGAGGUCCAACUGUGAGCACACCCAACAGCAAAGAACCCUCCCCUUCUCGGUCCCACAGUGCUAAAUCAAACUCAAUUAAGGUGGAAUUGUACAGUGAUGAAGAGCAGGGGCGCUUUACUGAGGAUGAGAGAGGAGAGAGAGUCGAGGAGGGUGGCAUAGAACCAGGGUCUGAAUCUGUUGGAAUCUACAGAGAACUUCCAAAUGCUGACACUGUACCGUCUGGAGCAAUUCGUUUGCCCAAUGGAAAACUCAAGUGUGAUAUUUGUGGCAUGAUCUGUAUUGGGCCUAAUGUCCUCAUGGUGCACAAACGCAGUCAUACGGGUGAGCGGCCUUUCCAGUGCAAUCAAUGUGGGGCUUCGUUUACACAAAAGGGCAAUCUUCUGCGUCACAUCAAGCUUCACUCUGGUGAAAAGCCUUUUAAAUGUCCUUUCUGUAGUUACGCCUGUCGAAGACGUGAUGCACUCACUGGACACCUUCGAACUCAUGCAGUGUCAUCCCCGUCUGUUGGGAAACCGUACAAAUGCAGCUAUUGUGGUCGAAGUUACAAACAGCAAAGUGCACUUGAGGAGCAUCAUGAACGCUGCCACAGCUAUUUACAAAGCAUGGACCCACAACAGACAACCAAGGCUCUGAAUCAAGGUGAAGAUGUUAAGGAUUUGGAAAUCAUCCCAGACUCUCUGCUGCAACCAUCGUCUGACAAAAUGGCUUUCAUCGAUCGUCUUGCCAACAGCAUCACCAAGCGAAAACGAUCCACACCACAAAAGUUUUUAGGACAGAAGCAGAUUCGCCUCAACUUCACAGACACACCUUAUGAGCUCGGUGCUGGUUUGGACAAAGAAGGUGAGAUACACACUGUGGACCUAGAAGUCCCACACUUCACAGGUGUGGGAGGAGAGUACAAAGGAGGCACAGGGCGACCUCUCCAUUUAUCCACCAAUCACCAACUCGCUGAGCUCAGACCCAUCCAUAGUACUGCUUCUUUAGCUUUGGGGCCCAGACUGGACUGCACUGGACUGGGAACGGUCAUUGAAACAGGUCGUGAGGGGGGAGAGGGUCACGAGGAUCUACCUGUCGCUCGAAGCCAUGCCCCAUCGCCUAGCAACGGUUGCCAGGACUCCACGGAUACCGAAAGCAUGCCGGAUGAACCAUGCAACAGCACUGCCUCGGCUUCACAGAACCACAACCUCCAUCAUCUCGUCCAUUUUAACCACAACCAAGUGUCGAAUCCUGUCAAACUUAUCCGCACCAAAGAGGAAGAUCGAGAAGAUAUCGGACAUGUUGCUCAAGCCGCUACCCAUGUCCCGACUUCUAGCUCGCCCACGACGCCCUCCUCCACUUCCAGGGAGACUUUUCGGGUUGUGGAUGGUGAAGGAAGAGCUGUAAAGUCUUUCCGUUGUGAUCAUUGCCGCGUGCUCUUCCUGGAUCACGUCAUGUUCACCAUCCAUAUGGGUUGCCAUGGUUUCAGGCAACCUUUCGAGUGUAACAUUUGUGGGCACCGCAGUCAAGACCGAUAUGAGUUUUCUUCACACAUCGUCCGCGGGGAGCACAUUGUCGACGGUUGAGGAGGAGGAGAGAGGUGACUAUCUAUAGAGUUAAAACGGAGCCGAAACCUGCCUAAGUUUGGUUUGCACAGGUAAAAGUGAAUGGCAUGCACUAUUUAUUGAAUAUGCACUGGCCAGUUUGUUAGGUACAGUUGUUUUAAUGCUUUUAAACAGUACCUUAACAUUAAAAAGGCUCCUCCAUUGGAUA